This is a messenger RNA of Fraxinus pennsylvanica, 423 nucleotides long. NCBI's taxonomy places the organism in Eukaryota, Viridiplantae, Streptophyta, Magnoliopsida, Lamiales, Oleaceae. The record is from the annotation of a GenBank genome assembly.
AUGGGGAGAGGGAAGAUAGUUAUAAGGAGGAUCGAUAAUUCGACAAGUCGACAAGUGACAUUUUCGAAGAGGAGAAAUGGGCUGUUGAAGAAGGCUAAGGAGCUUGCGAUCUUGUGCGAUGCCGAAGUCGGAGUCAUCAUCUUCUCCAGUACUGCCAGACUCUAUGAUUUUUCCAGCACCAGCAUGAACUCGGUCAUUGAACGAUACAAGAAAGCCACCGAGGAGCAGCAACAAAUGGGCAGUUCAACUUCGGAAGUCAAGGUAAUCUCCGUUGCCCAACUCCCAGAUGAGAAAAUUUUGCCUACUGUAUGGUUUGCUUGUUCAAGUUUAUUCCGUUAUCCAUCCCAUAAAACUUUAUCUAUUGAUGCAAUACACUAUCUUCAAAUGAAGCUUGAAUAUGUGAAUAGUCCUUCGUGCAAAUAA